AUUCUGCCUUUAUACAAGUAGGUUCUAGCUGCACUGCGAUUUUUUGCAACCGGGUGUUAUCAACGACCCGUAGGUGAGCAAUGGGGAAUAUCUAUGAGCCAGUCGUCCGUUAGCCGUAGCAUUCAUCGGGUAACAGCUGCAAUCAACAGCUCCAUGUUUUGCGCAAAGGUGAGAUUUCCCAUGACCCAAGUGGAGCGGCAAGCGGCAAAAGAAAUUUUUGCUUCAGCAACCUCCCCGUUUGUGGGAGGUACCAUUGGAGCUAUCGAUUGCACGCACGUGUCAAUUUUGGCCCCGAAACGUCAUGAAGAAGCGUAUGUCAACCACCACGGCUACCAUUCGCUUAAUGUCCAAAUGAUAUGUGAUCCUACACUUAAAAUUUUAAACGUAAAUGCCAAAUUUCCGGGAGCACGGCACGAUUCAUACAUUUGGAGUUCCUCUGCGGUGCGAAUGGUUAUGCAACGGAAUACCUUUUUAGGGGAAUGA
Messenger RNA from Anastrepha ludens (Mexican fruit fly), 483 nucleotides. RefSeq names its product putative nuclease HARBI1. The coding region runs from base 94 to 483 and encodes 129 amino acids. The transcript has 2 exons. Lineage: Eukaryota; Metazoa; Arthropoda; Insecta; Diptera; Tephritidae. The record is from RefSeq and is a predicted model, not a curated record.